Messenger RNA from Suillus discolor, 609 nucleotides. RefSeq lists its product as uncharacterized. The record is from RefSeq and is a predicted model, not a curated record. The transcript has 6 exons. The coding region runs from base 1 to 609 and encodes 202 amino acids. Lineage: Eukaryota; Fungi; Basidiomycota; Agaricomycetes; Boletales; Suillaceae.
AUGGUAAAAUAUUAUGGAUAUGUGCGAGCCCUUGAUGUGGGCUAUCCACCCGCCAAGACACCCGAAGAGUCGCGUGGUAUCAUUAGCCUGGCUUCGAGGAAUGUUAUGGCAGCGACGGGCGUCAUCUCUUAUGCCAGAUUUCGUAGAGUGAAAACUCCCAAGGGCAAAUCCUUCUGGGGAACACUUACCAACCUAUCCGCCGCCAGAGACAAAAUACAAGGCUUUGAAGGAGGCACUUGGGAAGGAUGGCCCGCCUCACUGGUAUCGAGCUAUUUGAAACUAAAUGUUGGGAAGGAACACAAGUCUCCUCGCAUUGCCACAAACAUCACCUCAUACCGUCGAAAUUAUCCAAUAUCAGGACGUGGUGACAUUGGCGUAUACGAUUGUUCUCUUCCCGUCAUACGCCUGACUCGGGGGAAGGGCAUGAUGCCGGGAAUUCUCUAUAGGCUUCCUCCUUUGGUACAUGCAGACUUCAGUGACGCCACACAGCACCUACUAGCAUUGGAAGCCUGCAAAAUUUUAAGAGGGCCUAGUAAACGGCUGAGAGGUUCGUUCGGCGGACUCAGCCGACUACAAUAUCUCCAGUAUCCUAAAUCCAUCAUUAUGUGA